GCUCGCGCGCGGCUGGCGAAACUUACGCCAGGCAGCAUGUCCCACGCGGAGCUUUCGGCCGUGGUCGAUGCCUGCCAGGCGGCCGAGGAGGUGCACAUCGGCGUCAACAAGUCCUUCCAGGUGAGCGACGUCUCGGCGCUCCUCAGCAAUAUCGCCGCGAUCACUGUGACCAUCGAUGAGGAGCACAUUCCGCACGUCACUCGUUGGCUGAUGUGCCGCAAGAUGGCCAACCACGCCUUGGCCGAGCUGCGG
This is a messenger RNA of Prorocentrum cordatum, 252 nucleotides long. Lineage: Eukaryota; Dinophyceae; Prorocentrales; Prorocentraceae. The record is from the annotation of a GenBank genome assembly.